Phoenix dactylifera (date palm) is the source of this 354-nucleotide messenger RNA. The record is from RefSeq and is a predicted model, not a curated record. Lineage: Eukaryota; Viridiplantae; Streptophyta; Magnoliopsida; Arecales; Arecaceae.
AUGGGAGCCACCCUCAGCAUCUUCGUAGCCAUUCUUCUUCUUUCCGUCGCCAAUAGAGGCUGCGGAGCGCCACGCGGUGUACCAGACAUCACCUUGGAUCAGGCGAGGACCGGCAGUGUCGUCGAGGGGAAGCCGGAGUACGAGGUGACAGUAAGCAACAAUUGUGAGUGUGCUCAGUCUAUGGUGUUCGUGCAGUGCCAUGGCCUCAGCAGUGUCGAGCCGGUGGAUCCUCGGGCCAUCAAACCGGUGGAUGGUGAGCGUUGUAUUGUCCGAGGGCCAGCCAAUCCCCAGUUCAAGUAUGCAUGGAUGACACCCCAGGACUUCCCUGUGGUUAGCUCUCAGGUUCUCUGCUAA